Molecule: messenger RNA, 1026 nt
Organism: Eimeria necatrix
Lineage: Eukaryota; Apicomplexa; Conoidasida; Eucoccidiorida; Eimeriidae
Exons: 9
Coding region: 1-1026 (341 amino acids)
Source: RefSeq, a predicted model, not a curated record
AUGAGGCAAUUCAUCCCCAUCGUCUGCUUCUCCCUUCUGGGCGCCAGUGCUGAGCCCUUCAAGGCGACCAGCCCAGUUUGCGAUGUUGCCGUCGAAACUGCACUGUGCCUGCACAAUGCGGAGAAGAUUUUGAUGCCUGAUGCUCGCCCAUAUGGCAUGGAGGUUCACCUGACCUUCGACGAGUCCCGCCCUCUUGACACGAGUGGCAAAAAGAAUCACGGAUCCGGCGAAGUUAUGGCUGCAGCUGGCAUUGGCGGCGUUGGAAGCUCUGGCUUGUUCCGCAACAACUACGUGUAUGUCCCAAGCUCGGAGAGCUUCAAGUCUGCUGACUUCUCAUACACCUUCUUCGUGUAUCUUCUUGAGGAUGCCAAGUCGAGAUCCAUCAACGACUUGCAUGACCAGUUCUGCCCCAUCAUGCACAAGGGCACCAUGCGUGAGGACGUUCAGGAAGCCUCCCCAGCCCUCCUUGUGAACCCUCGUGAUGGACGUGUCAAAGUCGUCCUUGGCACUACUGGCAGCGCAGCACCUGGAAAUGAGAUGCAAAGCAACUCCAGACUUCGCCCUCACCAGUGGUAUCACCUUGGCGUCGUACGCCAUCAAAACCGGAUGAGGCUCUAUGUUGACGGAAUCCUCGACUCUUCUCUCGUCACUGAAGGCUCCACCAAGACCAAUGACCUCCCUCUUUUCGUCGGUGGUGCCCCCUACGCCGAGAACGUUUGUGACAUGCCAAUGCUUCUUGACGAGUUCCGCAUGUUCUCAUACGCUGUUGGCCGUGACCACAUACAAGCCGAAGCCUCCGUCGCACUAGGUGGCAUUGAGCCCUCAUACCUUCACAUCGGUUGCACCAACUGCAACAAGGACGAGGCUGCUGAGUCUUGUGCUGAUGGCUAUCAUCUAUGCAGCAAGCUAGAACUCUACAACGGUGGAUUCCACGUUGCGCGGAAGCUUUCUCUCGGCACAGCACUUGUUUCCGCCGGAUCCGCGACCCCAGCGAGGGGCGCCGGCCUGUGCUGCACAGAUGCAUAA